AUGAGUACCUCGUCGCCUCAUUUGCGUAUGGAAAGGGACAUGUCCCUCGUGGAGGUCGAAAAAAUGUCCGCUCGCAUCAUUGAGCUAAUAUCGUGCCAAAAAAGCCUCGCUCGAGCAACUAACUAUGCUUAUACACACGUUGGCACGAAUAAUCCUGAAGAUGUGGCUAUUCAGUACAUGUCGCCCUCCGAGCUAUACCAGUACCGUAUGUCAAAAAAGCGUGGUGUCCCUUUCACCAUUGAUAUCGACCGCGACCGUGUUGAAUCUCCCGAUGGUGCAAAGCAAUUUCCCCGUAUGGCCCUGGCUCUGGAUCGGCUUUUCCAGAAAACUGGCCAUACCCGUGAAAAUGUUGCCUUUAUUUAUCGAAGAUACCCUGGCCAUAUAGCCUUGGUGAAGGCUUAUCUCAAACUGAUCAACGCCGAACGGGAUGCGAUCUCGAACGCAGAUGUAACACUGGAUUUAUUUCAAGAGUAUCAGACUUGUCGCAAAAUCUUGGGGAACGCACAGUAUGUUUUUCAACAUUCGUCUGUUGACGAUAGAGAGCAGUCUGUGAUGAUCCGGAAAAUGCAAACCAUCAUGGAGCGACGGAUGGCUGAUCUGGCCGGGUCAAAGCUUCGAGCGUCAAAAAGAACAACACGUCCUCCUCAUCUCCACCAGCAAUCUACCGAUAAUGUGCGCUGUACACACAGUACUGCUCUACCUGAGGACGAUUCCUUAUUCCCAUCACCUCCUUCUUCCCCUAACUUGCAGCACUCGAAAUCUUGGAACGUCAAAAAACCUAGGUUUGAACCCCACGCAGAGGCGUUUUCGCCUGUAUCCAGCUCUGGUUCUUUUGGUGUGCAAAACUGCUACGAAACAAAUUCUAGUACGGCAUCUUAUCCGGACUACUUUAACCACUCUGGUCAACAAGUGCCGAUAUCACCUAUUUCACCCUACCUAAAGUGUGAUUUGCCUGUGAAUACUCCAGCAAAAACCUUGGCAAAGUUCAAUUGCGGCCGUGCUACUAGCCGUUUCCGCUUCAACAGUAAUAUUAGCUUACCUUCUGAGAGCACUCAAAGCUGGACGAUGGAUAGACCAAAUUCUGGCCAUCAUCCAUCGUUUCGCAGAUCUUGCUCAACCAUUCAACCGGUAAGAAGUCGAUUUUUCCCAGUUCCCUGA
Messenger RNA from Wickerhamiella sorbophila, 1158 nucleotides. RefSeq lists its product as hypothetical. The transcript has a single exon. The record is from RefSeq and is a predicted model, not a curated record. NCBI's taxonomy places the organism in Eukaryota, Fungi, Ascomycota, Dipodascomycetes, Dipodascales, Trichomonascaceae. The coding region runs from base 1 to 1158 and encodes 385 amino acids.